Messenger RNA from Antrostomus carolinensis (chuck-will's-widow), 3083 nucleotides. RefSeq names its product EPH receptor A3 (gene EPHA3). The record is from RefSeq and is a predicted model, not a curated record. NCBI's taxonomy places the organism in Eukaryota, Metazoa, Chordata, Aves, Caprimulgiformes, Caprimulgidae. Gene Ontology annotation, molecular function: transmembrane-ephrin receptor activity; protein binding; ATP binding. The transcript has 14 exons. Gene Ontology annotation, cellular component: plasma membrane; dendrite. Bases 139 to 2136 code for a protein of 665 amino acids. Gene Ontology annotation, biological process: axon guidance; ephrin receptor signaling pathway; protein phosphorylation.
CGACCAGGGUUCUACAAAGCCUCUGCUGGCAACGUGAAGUGUGCUAAAUGCCCACCUCACAGCUCUACCUACGAAGAUGCGUCUCUGAACUGCAGGUGUGAAAAGAAUUACUUUCGUUCUGAGAAAGACCCUCCAUCCAUGGCUUGCACCAGACCACCAUCUGCUCCAAGAAACGUUAUCUCUAACAUCAAUGAGACGUCUGUUAUCCUGGACUGGAGUUGGCCUCUUGACACUGGAGGUCGGAAAGAUGUCACUUUCAACAUCAUUUGCAAAAAAUGUGGAGGAAAUAGCAAGAUGUGUGAGCCAUGUAGCGACAACGUGCGAUUCUUACCCCGUCAGACUGGACUCACCAACACCACGGUGACAGUAGUGGACCUUUUGGCACAUACCAAUUACACUUUUGAGAUUGAUGCAGUCAACGGGGUAUCUGACUUGAGUACGCUUUCCAGACAAUUUGCUGCUGUCAGCAUCACAACUAAUCAGGCUGCUCCAUCCCCCAUCACAGUCAUAAGGAAAGACAGGACAUCCAGGAACAGCGUCUCUCUGUCUUGGCAAGAACCUGAACAUCCCAAUGGGAUCAUCUUGGACUACGAGGUCAAAUACUAUGAAAAGCAGGAACAAGAGACAAGCUACACUAUUCUGAGAGCCAAAGGAACCAAUGUUACCAUCAGCAGCCUCAAACCUGAUACCACCUACGUCUUCCAAAUUCGAGCCCGAACUGCAGCUGGAUAUGGGACAAACAGCCGCAAGUUUGAAUUUGAAACUAGUCCGGAUUCAUUCUCCAUUUCCAGUGAGAACAGCCAGGUUGUAAUGAUUGCCAUUUCAGCAGCGGUAGCCAUUAUUCUCCUCACCGUUGUGGUGUACAUCCUGAUUGGGAGAUUCUGUGGAUACAAGAAGUCUAAACAUGGUACUGAUGAGAAAAGACUACAUUUUGGGAAUGGCCACUUAAAACUCCCAGGCCUGAGAACUUACGUAGAUCCACAUACAUACGAGGAUCCAAAUCAAGCUGUGCAUGAAUUUGCCAAGGAACUAGAUGCUUCUAAUAUAUCCAUUGAUAAAGUAGUUGGAGCAGGAGAAUUUGGAGAAGUGUGCAGUGGGCGCCUAAAGCUGCCUUCUAAAAAGGAAAUUUCAGUGGCUAUCAAAACCCUGAAAGUUGGCUACACAGAAAAACAGAGAAGGGACUUCCUGGGAGAAGCAAGCAUCAUGGGACAGUUUGACCAUCCUAACAUCAUUCGAUUAGAGGGAGUCGUCACUAAAAGUAAACCAGUUAUGAUUGUUACUGAAUAUAUGGAAAAUGGUUCCUUGGACAGCUUCCUACGGAAACAUGAUGCCCAGUUCACAGUCAUCCAGCUAGUAGGCAUGCUUCGAGGGAUCGCAUCGGGCAUGAAAUAUUUGUCAGAUAUGGGUUAUGUCCAUCGAGAUCUAGCUGCUCGUAAUAUCCUCAUCAAUAGUAACCUGGUAUGCAAAGUCUCAGAUUUUGGUCUCUCUCGUGUACUGGAAGAUGACCCAGAAGCUGCUUACACCACAAGGGGGGGCAAGAUUCCUAUCCGAUGGACGUCACCAGAAGCCAUUGCAUAUCGGAAGUUCACAUCAGCCAGUGAUGCGUGGAGCUAUGGGAUUGUUCUUUGGGAGGUGAUGUCUUAUGGAGAGAGACCAUACUGGGAGAUGUCUAACCAGGAUGUGAUUAAGGCUGUUGAUGAAGGGUACCGCUUGCCACCUCCUAUGGACUGCCCAGCUGCCUUGUAUCAGCUGAUGCUGGACUGUUGGCAGAAAGACAGAAACAACAGACCCAAGUUUGAGCAGAUUGUCAGCAUCCUGGAUAAACUGAUCCGUAAUCCCAGCAGUCUGAAAAUAAUCACCAAUGCGGCGGCAAGGCCAUCAAAUCUUCUCCUGGACCAAAGUAACAUUGACAUUUCAGCCUUCCGCACGACAGGUGAUUGGCUCAAUGGUUUUCGGACAGGACAGUGCAAAGACAUUUUCACAGGUGUGGAGUACAGUUCCUGUGAUACAAUAGCCAAGAUUUCUACAGAUGACAUGAAGAAAGUCGGCGUUACAGUUGUGGGAACUCAAAAGAAGAUCGUUAGCAGUAUGAAAGCUCUAGAAACUCAUACAAAGAGCAGCCCUGUUCCUGUGUAAGGUACCAAAAUGAUGUUGCUCAGGAGAGGAAAAAAAGAGAAAAGUUGCGUCACAGAGCAAAAGUGAUGGCUGAUAAACAGCAGAAUUUACAGGAGUUCUUUGCAACAGCUUUGGAAACAUAAUGGUUGAAAUUUCAAACCCACUAAGACACUCAAGUAUUGAGUAUAAAUGCCUUAAAAAUAGGAGCGAACUUGUUUUCUAUCUGUUAAUCCUAAAGGGUGGGUGCUCUUGACUGACUGUUAAUGCAGAUAAUAAAUUUCAAAAGAAAAAAAAAUGUAAAAAAUCCUUCCAAGUAAAAAGCAGUGAUACUAAAACCUAGAGCCAUUUGAAUAUUAAGUGACUGAAUAACACGAAAAACCCAUGGACGUAAAAGCUGUGUAUUUGAUCUAUACAGCAAACAAGAAGAAAAAAAAAAGACUUGCAGUAUUUUUAUACAGAAGAGAUCUGUAACAGGUAUUUUAUUUCUUUAAAAGCAAGGAAAAUAGAGGACUAUACCUCACAACCUGUCUGGCCAUAUUUACUAUAAUGUCAUUGUAACAUGCUAUUUCAACUUCAGAAAGGAACACAGAAAUAAAGUUUGUAGUGACUUUGAGCUAGUUGACAAAAGAUUUUUACCAUUAUGUUAGCUUCCCUAAUUGUGUUCAUUUAAAUAGAAACAAGUCUUAAUUUUUAAAAGACUUAUUUAUUUCCUUUGGGUUUUUUUUCCAUUAUUGUUUAUAUUUAUGCUUUAAUACCUUAACCUGGCUGUAUUAUUGCCAAGUGCCAAACGUUAUCAAAGCUUCAUUGAGAAUUCACUGAGAAAUUGUCUGAGGGUUAAUUACUAGAUUAUCUUAUACUCAUAAUAUCAUAUAUGAAAUACAGAAGGAAAGAAAGAUGGUCUUUUUUCCAGCUCUGACACUAGACAAAGCACCUGGACUUGUUGAGAUUCCUUCCAUUUGCUGUGAGUG